Molecule: messenger RNA, 1074 nt
Organism: Cadophora gregata
Lineage: Eukaryota; Fungi; Ascomycota; Leotiomycetes; Helotiales; Ploettnerulaceae
Exons: 2
Coding region: 1-1074 (357 amino acids)
Source: RefSeq, a predicted model, not a curated record
AUGUCUCAAACCCAGCCUGCAUAUGUUACGGAGGAGAUAUACCAAUCCCACCGCGCAAGACAGGACACCGACAUCCGCGGAGAGUUCGGACGGCAGGCAUCCCUCAUCGAGAAGGGCAACAGGCAGCUUCGAAAUGAUCUCACUACCACAUUCAGCGACAAAUUGUCGAACGUCAACGGCACUCUAAGCGGCAGAAUCGGGGAAUUGAGCGAUGAAGUACAACUGCUAAAGGAGGAGGUCCACCAGGUGAAGGACAGGCUCGAUCAUAUCGAGGGCGAUGUGGGCGAGGUGAAGUCUAGUCUUCUAGACUUUGGAGUCCGCCUCGAGCGUAUGGAGAAAGUCAGGAUGAAUGGGACGAAGUCUCGUCUUUACGACAAGAUUGAAAUGUUUGGAAAGAUUGUUCCUGGUGUAGGCUACCAAAUGCCCCGAUAUGUCCCUAAGAAUGCGGGCGAGUUCUGGAAGCUGAAACGCGACGUGAAUGCAGCCAGUAUCCGCCGGCUGAUCUACCUGGUUGAAUUCUACAACAUUGACGACUACCAACAUUGGCACAGGACCCAGUUCGAGGAUGGUAUGACAAGUGAUCCUGAUGAUAUGCAAUCGGAUGACGAGCAGUCGAGUUCGGACUCGGCGUCAUCUGAUUUAUCUCUCGAAGAAGCAGUCCAAAGAUAUCCUACCCAAGCGGUCGAAAAGGUUGCCACAGUGCUUGGCUUGGUUGAAGAAAACUUCGAACGUGCUCUAAAGUAUCAACAACUACCUCGAAGAAUCGAGAAGCGACUACAAUCGGGAGGAGACCAACCUAUGGAAGAGGCAAAGCGACAGAGAUUGCCAUUGCGACCCUCCCCUCAAGCUCCAAAACCAACCCUCACUCUUUCUCAACUCAUGCCGGACUCGAAAUCCGAUUCACUUGAAUUCGACGAAACACCACUCGAGUAUGAUGAUUCCUCGUCAGCCGUCAGAGCACGAGCCAAGAUGAUAAGGAAAUUACAAAGUGGACCACAAUCAAGAACCCCUUCUGUAAAGUAUUCAGAUGGUAGUCCAACAGAGCCAAAUGAGUCAUUGAAGUUGGAAGGCUGA